AUGUUUGGUAAUGUACUAAGGAGAUCUAUGGUAAGAUCAACCAAUGCCUUUGGUGUUCAACUAUCUGCUAAAAGAAUGUUGACCUCAAUGCCCCAAGGAAGCAAUAACAACAAUAUUUCUUUGAGCCCAAUAGUAUUAUCCACAAUAAAAACUGUUGGAACUUCUACUAACUUUUUUGGUCCUGUAUCUAAAUUAGCUCAGAUAAUUAGCCCCCCUUUUAUACAAGAAUCUAAUCAAGGGUUAAUUGAAGCGGAAGAAAAUGAGAUUUUUGCUGAUAGUGUUAUGAGGAAAAGGAAAAAAAAAAUGAAAAAGCAUAAAUUAAGGAAAAGAAGAAAGAGAGAAAAAGCCAAUAAGAGAAAACAAAGCCAAGGUAAAUGA
Messenger RNA from Saccharomycodes ludwigii, 378 nucleotides. It is a transcript of the gene QRI5, whose product is annotated as mitochondrial 37S ribosomal protein mS38. Gene Ontology annotation, biological process: mRNA processing. Lineage: Eukaryota; Fungi; Ascomycota; Saccharomycetes; Saccharomycodales; Saccharomycodaceae. The transcript has a single exon. The record is from RefSeq and is a predicted model, not a curated record. Bases 1 to 378 code for a protein of 125 amino acids.